This is a messenger RNA of Cyphellophora attinorum, 621 nucleotides long. RefSeq lists its product as uncharacterized. NCBI's taxonomy places the organism in Eukaryota, Fungi, Ascomycota, Eurotiomycetes, Chaetothyriales, Cyphellophoraceae. The record is from RefSeq and is a predicted model, not a curated record. Bases 1 to 621 code for a protein of 206 amino acids. The transcript has a single exon.
AUGCCACAACGGAUAGCAACCCUCCUCGCUCGCCAGACCCGGCGCGCCCUCAAGCGGCCCAGUACCAGCAGCAGCACCUCCCUUCAACCAUCGAUCCCUACCUGUGCCCUCCUAGCACACUACCACCAAUCCAAACCCCUCCGCCAAAACUCCGUCAUUUCAUCGACUCCAUCCGAGCUCGCCCUUACACCCAGAACUCGCCCGACCUACUCCCUGCUCACCCUGACCCUCAACCUUCGCAAAGGCACCACGACUUUGCGCACAUUUUCUUCAACCACAAGAAACACCAACAGCAUCCGUACCUUCUCGACUACUUCUCAGCGCUUCGCCGCGCCGCCUACCGCAGAUGCCCUCGUAGAAACCCUCACAGAUCUCUACGGCACUGCCCGCGACGAGUUCGAGAUCGCAGCCGAAGAAACAGAGAAGAAAACCGUGUAUGCGGCGGACGACCGGGCUGCGGCGCGGGAAGCAUUCGAGGAGUUGCAAAGCACCUAUGAGGGGUCACUGAAAGAGGCUACGCCGGAGACGGCACAGGAGGUACAGAGGCGGGUGGGUCAGAGGGUGAGGGAGUUGGAACAUGCGUUGAAGGGAUUGGAGGAAGCCGCGCUGCAUGAUGACUGA